AUGUCAAUUGAUUUCAAAUCUUCAGAAGAUUCGACAUCGACUGCAAGAUAUCAUGUAUUAAGGUCAAUCUCUUCCACAAUUGAAUCAAUGGGGAAAAACAUUAACUCUUACCAUCUUCUUGAUGAAGACAUUUCUUUUGAUGGAAAUGAAUUUCAAUCUAGAGAAAUCAAUGAUGAGUUGGGUGUUGAAAUUCCAGAAGAAGAUAUUACAUCUUCAAGAUCACUUAAUAGCGAGCAACAACAAGUGUAUAAUGUAGUGUUGGAAACAUUUUUAUCAAACCAAAAUGCUACAUUCUUUGUAGAUGGCCCAGAUGGGACAGGGAAAACAUUCCAAUACAGGGCACUUCUGGCAACAGUACGAUCAAAAAACUUGGUAGCACUUGCAACUGCUUCAUCAGGUGUGGCUACAUCUAUACUUCCAGGAGGUCGAACAACUCACUCAAGCUUUAAGCUUCCACUUGAUACUGACGAAAAAACCACAUGUUGUGUGAGCAAACAAAGUGCACUUGCAAACCUUCUUCGUGCAUCAAAAUUAAUAAUAUGGGAUGAGGCACCGAUGACAAGAAAACAACACAUAGAGGCAUUAGACAAAAUGCUACGAGACAUCAAUGAUUCUGACGUAGCCUUCAGUGGAAAGGUUGUUGUUUUCGGGGAGAUUUUCGACAAGUAUUACCUGUGGUCCGUAAAGGAACUAGACAAGAGCAGGUUAAUUCCAGUCUGGUUCAUUCUUACUUGUGGCCUACAUUGA
Molecule: messenger RNA, 747 nt
Organism: Humulus lupulus (European hop)
Lineage: Eukaryota; Viridiplantae; Streptophyta; Magnoliopsida; Rosales; Cannabaceae
Exons: 1
Coding region: 1-747 (248 amino acids)
Biological process (GO): telomere maintenance; DNA repair
Molecular function (GO): DNA helicase activity
Source: RefSeq, a predicted model, not a curated record